AUGCUUUCCUCUUUCUUUUCAAUUCAGUUUGUGCAUCGUGAUGAUGGAUUGAAUACUGCAUUUGAAAUUUUCAUUAAAAACCAUGAAGGACAAAUAUUGAAUCAAUUUCAGGAUACUUAUUUUGGUUUAUGUUUUGGUGGGUGUGGAAUUGGGAAAACUGAGUUGGUAACUCAAUUUUGUAUGAAAAUGAUCAAAGAGUAUAAAAAUGUUCUUGUCUUAGAUUUGAAUAAUAAAUUUCACUCAUUUGACCAAAAUAUGUGCAAAGAUGAUCAAUGGCUCAGAUUAUUUCUAGCUACUGUAUACUUUGGCAGAAGAAAAUUAAAACUAUCUGCAUUAUUAAAACGAUAUUAUGCAACUAUAAAGUGCAUUGAGGGAACGUUAUGCGUUGUGCAACUUGGUAAUUAUAACCAUUCGUCUAUUGGAACAAGUAUUGCUGCUGAGCAGGAUGUUGUUCUUGUUCCUAUUUUAUCUGGUAUCUUUGGUGGAAAUGUUAAAAAGACAAUUAUUGAAAGUCAGCAUUCUGUAAAAGUUCUGUCAACACCACCAUUAUCAUUUGAUGCUUCUAUCUGUGUGUUGAGAAUUUCAAAGGAAGUCUUGAAGCAAUCUCCUUUCAAACUUUGUAUUUUGAUAUUCGAUAUUGGUAGAGUUGCUCGAUUACUCAUGGAUUUUUUAGAAUCGCAGAUGGUCAAUAGAGUUUCGGAGUGUUAUAGUAUUGUUACUUCACAAGGACAACAGAAUAUAAUAAUUCUUCUAAAAUCAGCUCUAAAGGAGCUUAUAAGAUGCAUCAUUACUGGAACAUUAAUUUAUUAUGGUACUCAACUUUCAGAAACUGAAGUAACUUAUAUUAACCUUAAUCACCAUGGAAUUUUUCAUUAUUGUCUAUUGUCAAACGAUCAAUUUGUUAUAACAAUGCCGUGGAUCUGGCAGGAUUUUGAGAGAUUGGAAGCGUAUUUGAAGACUUUAAGGACUGGAAGCGGUACUACAAUUAAAGAGCAAUUUUCUCAUACAUACAUGAAUGCAAAUGUUUUGAAAUGGAAAAUUGAGCCAUGUGAACAAAUAAAUCCUGCGAUUAAUUCUCAUUCCAGCCGUAGGUCAGGAUCCAAAUAUAUUGGAUUAUUAAAGCAAACAAAGCACUUCACGCUAAAAAUGAAUGGCAAAAUAUUUUCAUCAGAAGUGAUCAAAUGGUAUAAUAAUGCAAUGGAGAAAUUCAAUAAUGCUAGAAUUUUUGAAUCAAUAGGAUUUAUCCUUUUUACUAAUCGUAAUAUUAGUAAGAUUGAUCGUGAGAAAGCACUUGCAGUAUACUCCAACUUGAUCAUAAUCUGUAGAGAUAAUCUUGAGAAUUAUAUGUCACAUACUUUUUUAUAUAGAGGAUUUGUAAAUGAGGAAUAUAGAAACGAAAAGAGUGCAUAA
Molecule: messenger RNA, 1410 nt
Organism: Funneliformis mosseae
Lineage: Eukaryota; Fungi; Glomeromycota; Glomeromycetes; Glomerales; Glomeraceae
Source: the annotation of a GenBank genome assembly